CGGUGCAGUUGCAAUUGGUUGAAAAAAGACUCUAAAAUAGGCGCAGAGUAUUCCAAAGGUAUUCUCAGUCGUUCUUCUGGCUCGGGAGAGUCUGUAAUUAAAUAUGGCCUUGGAGUGAUCAAUUAAUGAUUGUCUUCUUGGAUAUAGAAUAGAAUGUUUAUUUAUCAAAAGAUAAUAAGUACAGAAAGUAACGUAGGUAAAUUAUGAGGUUAUGGUUUCAUUAAAUUUUCGUGAAGUGCAAAAGCUUCAUCACCAACGAUGACGUGCGGUACGAGAAAAUCUGUCCCUGGGAGUGUUUGAAGAAGUGGUAUAUUAAAUUCGUUAUUUUGAAUUUUUCUUCCAAAUUCACUUUUCAAAUAAAUACCAGCGUCUCCUUCUCGACCAUAAGAACCAAUAUCUACCGCUAUAAAUUUAGAAUCUGCAUCGACAAUUGCUAACAUAACAAUCGAAUAAAAUUCUUUAUAGUUGAAAAAAGCUGAUCCACUAUUUUUAGGUGACUUUAUUCUUACAUGUUUACCGUCUAUGGCACCCACACAGUUUGGAAAAUUCCAAGAUGACAUAAACGCAUUAGCAUUUUUUUUAAGAUGGUCCAUUGUUGGAGGUGGAAUUACUGCAUUAAGUAAUCUUGUCACUAUGCUAGCAGACACCUUUUUUAUUAUAAAACUUAUCCAUGAAUGGCAGAUUCUAAAUUGAAAUGCCAAUGAUCUGAAAGAUUCUCCCGUUGCGAUAUACCUAAAAAAUUAUUUUAGAUUAUUUUUUUAAUUGUUAAAUUUUGUAGAUAUCGAGUGCAGUAAAAGGUGGGGUUAUGUACGGGAUUACUACGUGAGACGCAAAGAAAAGCCAGGCGCAGGUGCCCCUGGAGAAGCAGCAAAGAAGAGAGCUGAACAACUGUCACUCUUAGACAGUUACUCCUCCCUAAAAAGAAGGUGAGUUUUCCACAAUUUAUCUUAAGUAGAUAUAAUUCUUUUUUAUUCUUAUUUUAGCACUAUUACCAAUAUGGGCAAUCCUGAACAAAAUAUUCAAGAAAUUGAAGACUUAGAAAAGGAUUUAAAUGAUGAUUUAGAAAACUCUACACAGGAAAAACUUGAUUCCCAAAGUGGGAAACCGCUUACGGAAAUUAACAAUACAGAUAAUGACAAUAACAUAAAUCGUGCAAGCUCAAAAACACCAAAAAGGUUAAAACAUGCAGAGACCUCUGAAGAACGAUUAAAAUUGCUUAAAAAAAUUGCUGAAAAACACAAUAACGAAGAACAAGAUGAAACGGACCUUUUCUUUGUAUCCAUGGCAAAAAUAGUAAAGAAACUACCGGAAAGGGAACAAGUUUAUUUAAGGUUACAAAUAGGGACCAUGGUAGGAAAUGCGCAGUUGAUAGGUCUUCAGCAACAGGACAGCACUGGCCGAUCAAUGUCUGCUUGUUCUAGUGCCAGCGGUAAUUAUAACCCUCAAAACGAAUCUUCUUCUUCGACUUUGUCAAGUACUCCUCAACCUGCGUUCUCAGACUACAGUACAAGUGCAGUACCCUUACUAUCUCCAAAUGACUCGGAACAUUUUUUACAAUUUUAUAAUAUGUAA
Molecule: messenger RNA, 1572 nt
Organism: Psylliodes chrysocephalus
Lineage: Eukaryota; Metazoa; Arthropoda; Insecta; Coleoptera; Chrysomelidae
Source: the annotation of a GenBank genome assembly